AUGCUACUCCUUCUCUUCCCAUUUCCCAUUAUUACCAAAAUUCUAUUCUCCUCUUUCUUCUUCUUCUUCUUCUUCUUGUCGUUGGUGCUGCUGGUAUUGUUCUCCAAUCAUCAAUGGCGCCACCACCACCUCAAGAGUAAACUCCUUCCUCCUGGUUCAAUGGGUUGGCCUUAUAUUGGUGAGACUCUCAAGCUUUAUACCCAGAAUCCAAAUUCCUUCUUUGCCAACCGCCAAAAAAGGUACGGAGAUAUAUUCAAAACUCACAUAUUGGGGUGUCCCUGUGUCAUGAUUUCAAGCCCCGAGGCGGCGAGGAUAGUUCUUGUGACGCAGGCUCAUCUUUUCAAGCCCACGUAUCCACCCAGCAAAGAGAAAAUGAUAGGCCCUGAGGCUUUGUUCUUUCACCAAGGUGCCUAUCAUUCGAGGUUGAAGAAGCUGGUCCAGGCUUCUCUUUUGCCCUCUGCGAUUAGAGGCUCGGUUUCUGAGAUUGAACAGAUUGUUUUGAGAUUUCUACCCACUUGGGAGAAUACCACCAUUAACACCUUGCAAGAAAUGAAGAGAUACGCUUUUGAUGUGGCAAUGAUUUCGGCCUUUGGACAUAAACGAGAUGAUGAAAUGAAUGGGAUCAAGCAGCUGUAUCAAUGCCUGGAGAACGGUUAUAAUUCCAUGCCUAUAGAUAUUCCAGGAACUCCUUUCCACAAAGCAAUGAAGGCUAGGAAGCAGCUGAAUGAGACCCUGAGAAGAUUGAUACAAGAAAGAAGAGAAAAUGAUGAAGCGGGAGGAGGGUUGCUGGGAAAUCUGUUGAGGGCCAAAAUCCACAAGGUUGAUCAACUCAGUGAUUCCCAGAUUGCUGAUAAUGUUAUUGGAGUUAUCUUUGCUAUUCAUGACUGUUAA
Molecule: messenger RNA, 891 nt
Organism: Hibiscus syriacus
Lineage: Eukaryota; Viridiplantae; Streptophyta; Magnoliopsida; Malvales; Malvaceae
Product: abscisic acid 8'-hydroxylase 2-like
Exons: 4
Coding region: 1-891 (296 amino acids)
Biological process (GO): sterol metabolic process
Molecular function (GO): iron ion binding; monooxygenase activity; heme binding
Source: RefSeq, a predicted model, not a curated record